UAGCAAUCGCGUUUCUCAGAACAAACUCUUCACUCUUUUUUUUUUUUUAUUUGCAUUGUUUUCGCUCACAUCUCGUUUUUCAUACAACAACAAAUCAUGUCUCGCGGCAAUUCCAACGUGGUCAAGUGCGGCCUGACCCAGACGACCUACGGCGAGCAGCCCGACUGGGCAUUCUCUGAGAAGGGCAAGGCAAAGCACUACCAGCACAACGACGCGGUUCCGGGCGUCCAGCGCACCGGCGACUGGUCGAGCAACUCGCGCUCUUCCGCUCCGCCGUUGAAGUCCGUGACUCGCUCAUCCCCGUCGGCCGCUUCUGCCAACCUGUCGAACGGACAGCCUCGCUACGGCGCUCCCGUCGAUGAUUUGCGUGCCGCCAACUCUCGUCCAUCGGCGUCCUCGUCCUCCUUCUCGUCUUCCUCGUCUUCCUCCUCUUCGAGCUCGCAGCCAAAGUACGGCGGCCCCGUCUCGUCGUCGUCCUCCUCCUCACAGCCAAAGUACGGCGGACCCGUGUCUUCGUCCUCUUCCUCCUCCUCUUCGUCGUCGUGGUCGACGUCCAACAGUGCAGCCCGCACGGGCGCGACUCCUCGUGCCGUUUCGCCAACGCGCGCUGGCCGCCCGUCGGUGAAUGCCGUCUCGUCCGGUUAUGCCCGCAGCAGCGAGCAGUCUUCCUUCCAACGCGACACUGAUGCUUCCGGCCGUUCGGACGUGGUCGAGUGCGGCCUUUCAAAGACGACCUACGAAAAGCAGCCUGCGUGGGCCUUUGCCGAGCAGCAAAAGAACCAGUCUGGUCGUUAUCAAGUUGGCAAGAACACGAGCACUGCCGGCAAGUCGCUUUGGUAAAAAAAGCGCAUCAAAGCUUGUGUACAGCUCGCCCUUUGUUUUGUUGCAUCGUCCCGCCGUGUUUUAUGUGCCCGAUUUUGUUGCGUUUUCUGUUGCUUGCUCUUGUGGGUUUCAAUGAGAGAGGGGUGAGCGCAGCAGCUUUUUUCCGAUUUUUUGUCUGAGCUGCUGUGCUGGUUCGUCGCGCUGCGCGUGUCGUUGCUCCCCCUCUGCUUCUCUCUUCUUUGCCACCCUUACAUGUUGCCAUGUGAUUCACUGCUGUCUCUUUGUUUGAAAUCGACCGUUUUUCGAUUGCAAAUUCCUUGUCUGUUUGUGUGAAUACAAUUCUUUCCCCGUUC
Molecule: messenger RNA, 1175 nt
Organism: Capsaspora owczarzaki ATCC 30864
Lineage: Eukaryota; Filasterea; Ministeriida; Capsasporidae
Exons: 5
Coding region: 97-840 (247 amino acids)
Source: RefSeq, a predicted model, not a curated record